AUGGGACGGCCGCUGCCAGCGACCGUCGAAGGCGACUGCAGCGGCAACGGCCUGCCGCAUGAGGCCGCGCAGGUCAGGCAGCAGCUCGCCGCCCACCUGCGCACAUACUCGAAUAUAUACGACGCACGCUCGUUGUGGGUGUUCGGCCAGCGCGUACACCCGCGUCCGGACAUUCAUGUGGGCGUUCCUCAGUGGGACGACCCACCCCCUCGGACGGGGCGGUUCUGGAGCAUAGACGAGGCGGAGAUCCACCAGCAGGGCGGCGCGCGCGGGGCGAAGCUCGAGCUCAGGCUAGGCGGCGUGUGGGAGGGGGCCGCGCUGGUCGUCUACAACCCCCGCGGGUUCAUGAGGCUCGACUCCGGCCUGGGGACGCAGCAGAACAUCUCGGCCCUGCUCAGCGAGGAGGGCCCGGACUGGGGCAUCACGGACGCGGACCGCAUCGCUUGGGCGGGAAGCCUGGCCACCACGCCGGCGUCGCUGGUGCGCGGGCGCGUGCGCCCCCCCGGGUACGUGGGGCCCGCGGUCGAGAUCCGGCACGAGGUGCGGGACAUCGGGCUGGACCAAAUAUACGUGUAA
Pedinophyceae sp. YPF-701 is the source of this 576-nucleotide messenger RNA. The record is from the annotation of a GenBank genome assembly. Lineage: Eukaryota; Viridiplantae; Chlorophyta; Pedinophyceae.